UCAUGAUUAUUUAAUAUGAGUUAUAUGAUCCGAUUCUUUAUCAUUGCAGCUACGACCACGUCCACAACCACUACCACAACUAGGACCACCACGACCACAACACCCCCUGGAACAACUACGACCACCACACCCCCUGGAACAACUACGACCACCACACCCCCUGGAACAACUACUAGUACGACCGCUCAAACCACUACAGUCCCAAGAAAUACUACGACUCAAGUACCAGGAAAUACCACCACACAAGUACCAGGAAAUACCACCACACAAGUACCAGGAAAUACCACUACCCAAGUACCAGGAAAUACCACCACACAAGUACCGGGAAAUACCACCACACAAGUACCAGGAAAUACCACCACCACACAAGUACCGGGAAAUACAACCACUCAAGUACCGGGAAAUACUACGACUCAAGUACCAGGAAAUACCACCACACAAGUACCAGGAAAUACCACCACCACACAAGUACCGGGAAAUACAACCACUCAAGUACCGGGAAAUACUACGACUCAAGUACCAGGAAAUACCACCACACAAGUACCAGGAAAUACCACCACCACACAAGUACCGGGAAAUACAACUACCGGAAAUACAAGCGCCAUUUCUAAUUUGGCUGGAAGAGUCAAAACUCUCACUGACCUCCAGGCAAGUCUCGUCAAUGUGUCGAGCGAGAUCCAAGCGUCGACACUUGUUGUCAACAACAUCAGCUCAUCAGUCAAUGGCAGGAGACACCGGAGGAGCGUCAUCUUCCUUGACGAUUUCAAAUCGCUGCUGGACGAAGUCGAAGCAGCCACGGACAGCAACGACACUGCGCAAUUGACUGGCCUUGCGCAGAGAUUGAAUUCCCAGAGAAAGUACCUGGAGAAGCUCGCCGGUGACGUGAAGAGUAACAACACCCUGGCCAUUGAAGUAAGGGGCAGGAUUCCGACUGUGAUCGUGAAGAUCCAAAACACAACAGUCAAGAUAAAGAGAAAGGACGACGAGAUAAUGGUCGAGGUUGACCAGCUCCAGCAACAGAUUGCGCAGCUGGGAGGAACUACGGUCGCCUUCUCAACAGCCAACAUUCCGGUUGUGACAACAGCUCCUCUCGGAGGAAGCACUACUGUUGGAGGAAUCACUACCGUUGGAGGAAACACUACUGUUGGAGGAAUCACUACCGUUGGAGGAAACACUACUGUUGGAGUAAUCACUACCGUUGGAGGAAACACUACUGUUGGAGUAAUCACUACCGUUGGAGGAAACACUACUGUUGGAGUAAUCACUACCGUUGGAGGAAACACUACUGUUGGAGGAUUCACUACCGUUGGAGGAAACACCACUGUUGGAGGAUUCACUACCGUUGGAGGAAACACCACUGUUGGAGGAUUCACUACCGUUGGAGGAAACACCACUGUUGGAGGAAUCACUACCGUUGGAGGAAACACUACCGUUCGCACUACCGUUGGAGGAAACACUACCGUUGGAGGAAACACUACCGUUGGAGGAAACACUACCGUUGGAGGAAACAAUACUGCCCCUAUCAAUGCCAGUGCUCUGUCCCAAGAAGUCCAAACGUUUGUUCGAUUGCAGGAAGAUCUCGUCAAUGUCGCGACUGAGAUCGAUGAAGCGACGACCCUCUUGAAGGAAAUCCAAAACUCGAUCGGGCGGAGACGACGGCGGCGCCAAGUCAACGUCAUCGAUGAGAUCAUUUCAGUCUUCGAAUUGGUUGAAACGGCCCUCCGGGAGAACAACGGCACAGCUCUGAAAGAACUCCUGGGGAAAAUUAAAGUGCUGAAGGUGCAACUGCAGAAGAUCGCCACCGACGUCAAGAACAACGCCACGCUCGCCCAGGAGGUGCGAGUGAGCGUCGGAAAGGCUCUUGAGAAGUCCCAAGCGACCAAGGCCUCGAUCGCCAUGAAGGACAAAGAGAUCAAACAAGCGGUCGACGCGAUUCAGAAGCAGAUCGCGGAGGUGGGAGGAUCGACCGUCGUCUUCACAGAAGCCAACAUUCCCUUUGUGACGACAACUCCGUCUGCUGGAGGCGGAAGCACGACUGCUGGAGGCGGAAGCACGACUGCUGGAGGCGGAAGCACGACUGCUGGAGGCGGAAGCACGACUGCUGGAGGCGGAAGCACGACUGCUGGAGGCGCUUCAUCUGGAGGUGACACUUCAACUGGAGGAGGGUGA
Messenger RNA from Penaeus vannamei (Pacific white shrimp), 2169 nucleotides. Lineage: Eukaryota; Metazoa; Arthropoda; Malacostraca; Decapoda; Penaeidae. The record is from RefSeq and is a predicted model, not a curated record.